Molecule: messenger RNA, 1813 nt
Organism: Carassius gibelio (silver crucian carp)
Lineage: Eukaryota; Metazoa; Chordata; Actinopteri; Cypriniformes; Cyprinidae
Product: mitochondrial fission factor homolog B
Exons: 9
Coding region: 153-1100 (315 amino acids)
Biological process (GO): positive regulation of mitochondrial fission
Cellular component (GO): mitochondrial outer membrane; peroxisome
Source: RefSeq, a predicted model, not a curated record
UUCAGCGUCAGCCAGCUUCACGCAGCUGUGGUGCGUUCUGGGUUGAGCUGGUUGAGUCUUUUUCCUAAAAAAAAUCAAAAAAACAACCGGAUUUUACGAUUGCAUUUAACUUAACCGUCUCUACACGUUCGGCGGAUCUGAUCUCAGUGAAGAUGAAUGAAGCAGCGUUCCCCUCUCCCACAGCCGAGAUGGCGGAGAUGAACCGGAUCCACUAUGAGCUGGAGUACACAGAGGGCAUCAGUCAGAGGAUGCGUAUUCCUGAGCAGCUCAAAGUGGCUCCGUAUAACCCUGAAGAGCAGGACAUUUCAGAGCAUGAGAUGCUCCACACGGCAAUGAUGCACGUUCCCGAGAGAAUUGUAGUGGCAGACGAUUUUCAGUGGAACACAAAAGAAGAUUUUUUUAGAGACAGGAAUGACAUGCAGUUUCCCAGAGAUCUGGACCUCAUCCAGUCCACCCCGAUGGAGUCAACACUGUCCCUCAAGACCCCACCUCGGGUCCUCACGCUCAGCGAAACGCCCAUCGACUUUCUCGAAAUGGAGCACCAGAGCUCCACCAGCCAGCCCAGUGAAGAAGUGCGCAUGCAAACCAGGACACGCAGAGAGCGCUCGGUCAGCGAGAACACAAGUGUGCAUCACAAUGGCCAGCUUGCCAGAAAUGACUCCAUUAUGACUCUCUCCCCCUCUGCUGCAUUGCGCACUAUGGCUCCUCUCGGUGGUGCCGAGGACGGGGUUAACCUCUUCAGCUCCCGCGGUGUCCUUUCCUUCAUCCAGUCAACCACCCGCCGGGCCUACCAGCAGGUCCUGGAGGUCCUGGACGAGAACCAGCGCAGCCAGCCAUCUCUUAGAGGGGGUUCAACCCUCUCUAACCCCCAGCAUGACGGCAGGCAUGCCCUGGCCCCGCUGGACUCAACUACAGAGGGAGGAGCAGAUGACAUGGCUCUUGUGGAUGCCACCUCUCUACGCAGACAGAUUGUCAAGCUGAACCGGCGUUUGCAGCUCUUGGAGGAGGAGAACAAAGAGAGAGUCAAGAGAGAAAUGAUCAUGUAUUCCGUCACUGUAGCUUUCUGGCUUAUCAACAGCUGGGUUUGGUUCCGUCGCUAAAGCUACAUGGACUCUGCAAUGUGGGAGGAGCAAAAUCAGAGCUCCGCCCCUCUCUUCUAUGUGUCAAACUUCAGCCAUGUUUUUUUUAAUGGCUAAAACAUUUUAUUUUCUUCCCAUCAAGAGCAGUAAAGUCAGGGAUAGCUUCUUUGUUUGAGUUUGUCUGUUUUGUGUUAUUACUAUAAAUAUGUAAUUAUACUUUUGUAUUAUUUGUACAACUGUACAAUUGUUCUUUUCCUUGGUUUUGUACUUUUUUAUUUUUGUACAUUUACAUUUACUUUUUUUUUUGUGAGCCAAGCAUGAACCAGAUGUAUAUAUUACUUCACUUGUCUUUGAACUAUGGCUGUAAUCAUUUAUUUUUCCAUAGGUUUACUUAUGUCAACUUUUACAGAGACCAAUGGAAUGGAACGCACUGAUAUAUCAUAGACAAAAUAAAUGCAUAUAAUAUAAAAUAAAAAUAAUGUUUAGGGACUGUUGUGAUUUUAGGUACCUUAUGUACGUCUAUGUUAAACAUAGAAUCCAUACUUGUUAAUUGUGAUUUAUUAUGUACAACAGCCCAUUAUUGUAAUAUGCUGAUGUUGUUAUUUCUGCUGCAAACUUUUAUGCAGGAUAUAACUGAAAUGAUACAUGUUCCGUUUUCCUCUUACUGGUCCAUAAACAUUGUAUUGCAAACGCUUUUAUUUGAAUAAAUGACAGCAGGAGUGAUCUGCACUCUA